This is a messenger RNA of Ipomoea nil (Japanese morning glory), 3289 nucleotides long. Its product is annotated as putative late blight resistance protein homolog R1A-10. Gene Ontology annotation, molecular function: ADP binding. The record is from RefSeq and is a predicted model, not a curated record. The transcript has 3 exons. Gene Ontology annotation, biological process: defense response to other organism. Lineage: Eukaryota; Viridiplantae; Streptophyta; Magnoliopsida; Solanales; Convolvulaceae. The coding region runs from base 20 to 2776 and encodes 918 amino acids.
ACAUUCAGAUCAGUGAGAGAUGGCUUGUGUUGCCUUGACUUCUCUGAUGGCUACCAUUGAGCUUGAAUUUUUGCAUCCCAACCACAGAGUGUCUCUUUGUCUUGAUGAUGAAAAGCUAUUGAAAUCUGUGUUUGAGAAGCUUUCUUCUAUGGAAGCCUUUGUGAAGGAAGAAUACAACAACGCUGUGGGUAGUGGUGCUCCAGUCCGACGACAUCUGCUAAACAAAAUCAGAGACUUUGCACUCAAAGCUGAAGAUGCCAUCGAAAUACAACUCACAAACAUCCUUCAACUUCAACAAAAAGCUGAUGAAGCGGAACUCCAUCUCCAUCGAAGUUUGCAAGAAGUAGCAAACGAGGCAGAAGAGUUGCUGAAGGUUAUCAACAAUGAAGUUGAAGCGGCUAACCAUCAUUCUCUUCCAUUGAUUGGUUGGUCAGAAGCUGCAGCUUCUCACCCUCACAACAUUAUUGCGUCGUCGGGUGGAUCCUUGCAAUGCUCUCCACAGUUUGAGGAGGAGAAGAAGGAUAUAAUAAUGCUUUUUGAUGACGAUUUCUUUUCAUUGAGAAGGCAUCUUAUCGUUGAUGAGUUAUGCCUAUAUCGAAGAGUACUCACAAUUUUUGGAGCCCCAGGCAUUGGAAAGACAACUCUUUGUAAAACACUGUAUACAGAUCGAAGGGUUGUAUCACAUUUCGACAUUCAAGCUUGGAUUACUAUCCCGCCAAGGCAUAAUAGGAAUGUGCAACAACUACUGCGCCACCUUCUUCAAUCAAUGAGGCCAACCCUCAAUGAAGAAAUUGACAUGGGAAGCACUUCUUCUCAACUAAAAGAGCAACUGCACAGACACUUGAAAUGCAAAAGAUAUUUAAUUGUUUUGGAUGAUGUCCCUAACACUCUGCUUUGGGAUGAUAUCCACCAAUUUUUUCCGGAUGACUCAAAUGGAAGUCGGAUAUUGCUAACCACUGUUUUUGCUGAUGUGGUUGAGUACAUCAUCAAAUAUUGGAAUAUCACCAAGAUCAAGUGCCUGCCUUACCUAAGUGACAAUGAGAGUUGGAAACUAUUUUCCCACAGAUUUUCUCUUAAACAGCGUAUGACAACUAAGUUUUUAGAAAUUGCUGAGCAUCUUGUUGAGGAAUGCGGAGGAUUGCCGCGCUCAAUUGUUACAGUUGCAGACCGUCUAUCUAAAUGCAACUACACAUUGAAAGAAUGGAAGAAGAUCGAGAAAGAAUUACUGUCAUUGGGAAUUCUGCAUAGAGAUAGACAACACUCAAGUAAGCUUACCAACAUUUACAAUCGUUUGCCACAACAUUUAAAAGUUUGUUUUUUAUAUUUUGUGGUCUUUCCAAAACACAGUCAAAUCAAUGUGAAAAGACUUAUUAAGUUAUGGAUUGCUGAGGGAUUUGUGAAGCCGUUGGGGUGUCAGUCAUUAGAAGAUAUAGGUUACAAGUAUUUAUGGGCUCUUAGACGUAGAGGACUAGUCAGAAUAGAGGCUGAGUACGGUUCAAGACCGAAGACUUGUUCCAUACAUAUUGACAUGCAUAGCUUUUGUGUACGAGAAGCUAAAAAAGAAGGUCUUUUAUGUGCAGCAAAUACUCAACAGUGUAUUGGAUGGUCAGUAGACAUACUCGCAAAUUCAUGUCGCUGGUUAAGUUUACGCUCACAUAGUUUGGACUAUCAUGCGUUGUUUAGUUCAAAUAUCCCUCGCUCCCUUUUCGUCUUUCAGGGAGGUUUUGAAAGGUUUAUACCUUUCAGACAUUUAAGAAUUUUAGAUUUCAGUAAAUUUCUAAUACUCAAAAGAGUGUCAUUAUUGCCCUUAAGGAAUUUAGUUUUUCUAAGAUACAUUUCCAUACCACAGUGGUUUGAGAGUUUUGAUGAUGUAGUAUCAAGUAAUUCAAAUUUGCAAACACUUACUACUGUUUCUGGCAUUGAUGAAUCAACACUUGGAGCACGUACUCUUCAUUUGUCAUCCAAAAUUUGGGAGCUGCAACAUUUAAGGCAUCUCAAACUUGGGGAUAUGUAUAUGAUAGACCCUCCAAACAUGGUUAAAGAGAAUUUGCAAACAUUAGUUUGUGCAAUGCCAAUUCAUUUUAGGAAAAAAGAAGUGUAUUAUUGCAGGUUUCCAAGCAUAAGAAAACUGGAAGUUGUGUAUAAAGAUGUCUUAGUGCCUGGUUGCAAUGGUGAGCGAUGUUGCAGAAAUCCUAUCAUCAUUCUGGAGAAUUUUGAGGAUUUAUUGAGGUUGGAGACUCUAAUGGUUAUGGUUCCAGUUGGUAGUAUAACCCUUUUAGAGCAGGUUGGUUUUCCUGUAAAUUUGAUGAAGCUGAGGUUGAGUGAGACUAAUUUUCCAGUAAAGGUUUUAACGGUGAUUGGGCAGUUACCGAAGCUUAAUGUGUUGAAACUAGAGAAUGCUUUCUAUGGCAAAGUGUGGGAAGUGGCUGAAGGAGGAUUCCCUGAAUUAGAAGAGUUGGAGGUUGAAUCCAAAAGUCUUGACCGAUGGGAGGCCAAUACUAGUAAUCAUUUCCCAAAGCUAAAAAAGAUAUUCUUAAAACGUUGUUAUUCUCUAGAAGAGAUCCCUCUUGUAGGUGUAAUAAAGCACUUGUUGUUGUCAAUUACGUUGGAAAAAUGUCCUCCUUCUAUUGCCACUUCUGCCAUGAGGUAUCAAGAAGAGAUGAGAUGGUACCACGGAAUUUGGGAAUCUUGUGUUAUUGUUGACGGCAAGGAAUUCUUUUUCAAGAAGAUAGGGGUGCCGUGCUCUCAUGAAAACCAGUAUUGGCGGUAUUAUUGACGUUAUUGUUGACGGCAAGAAUGAGGGGGCCGGUAAAGAAAGGUGGAACAAUGCUUAAUUUGGUGUAUUUUUUAUUAAAGGAAGAAAAGAUCGAGUAAUGGUGCAAGCAAGCAUGAAAGGAGGUUAAUCUUGGGAGAAAAUGUGACAUUAGGACACAAGGCAAGAACCAAAGGGCACACCGAGAAACGAAGGAGCAGAAUGGUAGCGUGAAGGCAAUUUGGGGGAGCUCACAUUGGCACUCACACUGUGAGUGUCAGUGAGUUCUUUGAUUGGAUUUCUGAACAGGAGACUCACAGUGUGAGUGUGCUGAUCAGAUUCUACUCCUUGAGCCUCACGCUAGCACUCGCACUGUGAGUACCCGCGUGAGUCUCAAUGAUCAGAAUCUGAUCAUUUAGACUCACGGUGGGACUCACACUGUGCGUCCCACCGUGAUUCUCGUCGAGUGGGCUGCGAUUUUGUGCGAGCUUUAAACUAUAAAUAGCUUGGAGUAGUUAUUUUGUGGGCACUUUUUUU